GGGUGUUGCCAAAAAACACUUUCCUCUUUACCUCGAACCCGGCUAUGGCGUCUCGCAGUUGGCUCACUCUCCCACGAGCUCUCGCUUCACUCCAGAAACCCUAGCUCCAACGCUACCCCCGACCUCCGCUUCCCCUCUCUCCGACGAUGGCAUCCACACCGCCGCCCGUAAUCGGCAAGGCGGGUAACCUCACUGUCUUCAUCACGCCCCCGGCCGCGCGGUCCCCGGUGGAUACCCCACGCUCUCGUUCGCCCCAAUCGCCGGGAUCUGAGUUCUCCACCCCCAAUACUACUCCCCGCUCGCUGGCUUCGCCCGCGUCCCCGCCGCCGAAACAGGCGGCUACGCCGCCCGCGACGGCGAGGACGGUCUCGCCGCCUCCACCAGCCAAGACGGUCUCGCCGCCACUGCCGGCCGCCAAGCUCUUCCAGCCCCCGCCGGUGCAGGUGCCGCCGCCACAGUUCGAGAAGGCAGAGGCUAAGCCGGAUGGAUCGGCGUUAGCGUUUUUCUGGGACGCGGUUUUGCGCGUGCAAGAAGCGCACGCAAGCUUGGAUGGGUACAUUUCGAACUGGUUCGGGCUGGAUCAAUCCAAGUACCAGUGGGCGCUCAACGACUAUUACGAGACCACCGGAAAGGAGAUGGAUUUGGGCAAAGCUGGCAAGCCUAGUGAUAAGAUGCAGAAAGUCUAGUGAAAUUUAUUUACAGGUUUCAUUCGUAACCAAGCUGGUAUUAUGUGUAAAGUUGGAUUCUGAAGUGCAUGAGACGUGAAGAUGGAUGAUGCCCCCUUUUGCUGCAACUAGCAUGACUCAAAUCUGUUCGUGCGAAGGUAUUAAUGCGGUUGAAUUAACGAGGCUAAGCACUUUGUCAGCUUCUAAAGUGUACUCCUAUUAUCUCCUUUUGUCUGUAUGUAAACACAUUGCAUAUUUGCAAUGGUAUGGUUAGAAUGUUAGCUUGCCAAUUCAUGGGGUGGCAGCUUUAUAAAGUACCGAUCCGAUUUGGUUUUCGACAAAAGUCAAGUUAUCUGCA
Molecule: messenger RNA, 1023 nt
Organism: Lolium rigidum
Lineage: Eukaryota; Viridiplantae; Streptophyta; Magnoliopsida; Poales; Poaceae
Product: proline-rich receptor-like protein kinase PERK8
Exons: 3
Coding region: 147-686 (179 amino acids)
Source: RefSeq, a predicted model, not a curated record